GAACAAGACGGUUUUCUACUGUCAAUAACACACUACCUGCGGAGCUUUCCAUUCAGUCUGGAGUCACUAGACAAACUAGUGCCAGCCAAAUAUUGUUGGGUGACAGAGAGAACGUGGUCUCAGAGGAUGAGGAAGCAUCAGAUAAAGAGGAAGAGAGCCAAGAUGAGACUGUUAGUCGCGUGGUCGGUGAGGAGGAUGAAAUCAUCGAAGGAACUCCAGAAUCUUCGGAUAACGAGUCGGAUGAUAGUCCUCCUGCUGUAAAAUCUGCUCGGUUAUCAGAAGACUCAAGCUUUAAGCUCCCAGCAGUUCCCCCCUCAGAGACAUCCUUUAAAGUUCCAAACAAAACUCUUAAAAGGAUUAUAAAAACACCAGCCAAGAAUUCUUCUAUAACCUCAUCAAAUUCAAGAAACUCUGAUCCUGAAGGAUCAGUCCAGACAUCUGGAAAAACACCGAAGAAGAGGUCUAAUGUUUCGACUACAGACGCUUCAGCCAAAACUCCAGCGAAAAAAUCUCAUCUUCAGAAAGUAAAGACGCCAGCAAAAACACCAUUGAAGAGUGCAAAAAUAGCAUCUAAGAGUAGAGUGGAUACUGUAGAAACUCCAGUGAAAAAUGUAAAUGAAGAUCAUCUGGCCUCUGAUAGAGUAACAAGAUCUGCAAGGAAGCGGAAAUCAUAAAGCUAUUUUAGAAAGUUGAAAUGAAAUAAUACCAUUAUUGAUACCUUGUUUUAGACCUAAAUGUUAACCAUAAUGUUAUGAUUUUAAAAUUGUAAUUUUUAAAACUGCACUUGUAU
Messenger RNA from Homalodisca vitripennis (glassy-winged sharpshooter), 790 nucleotides. RefSeq lists its product as uncharacterized. The record is from RefSeq and is a predicted model, not a curated record. The transcript is spliced from 3 exons. NCBI's taxonomy places the organism in Eukaryota, Metazoa, Arthropoda, Insecta, Hemiptera, Cicadellidae. The annotation marks the transcript as partial.